This is a messenger RNA of Olea europaea var. sylvestris, 2940 nucleotides long. Its product is annotated as clathrin interactor EPSIN 2-like. The transcript has 13 exons. Lineage: Eukaryota; Viridiplantae; Streptophyta; Magnoliopsida; Lamiales; Oleaceae. Gene Ontology annotation, biological process: endocytosis. The record is from RefSeq and is a predicted model, not a curated record. The coding region runs from base 135 to 2615 and encodes 826 amino acids. Gene Ontology annotation, molecular function: phospholipid binding; clathrin binding. Gene Ontology annotation, cellular component: endosome; plasma membrane; clathrin vesicle coat.
AUCUCUCUCCAUAUAGACAGCCUUCAACACCAUUUCUCUCUCUUACAUUGCUAUAUUGUGUCGAUUCUCAUCAGUGUGUGCAGUAAUUUGAAAGAGGAUUUACUGGUUUGGCCGCUUCCUGAACCUGAGCUGAAAUGAAAAAGGCUUUUGAUCAAACUGUUCGCGACAUUAAGAGAGAGGUUAACAAGAAAGUUCUUAAAGUCCCUUCGAUGGAGCAGAAGGUUCUUGAUGCAACAAGCAAUGAGCCUUGGGGUCCUCAUGGAUCACUUCUUGCUGAUAUUGCACAGGCCUCUAGAAACUAUCACGAGUAUCAGGUGAUCAUGGCAGUAAUCUGGAAGCGCAUAAAUGAUACUGGUAAAAAUUGGCGGCAUGUCUAUAAGGCUUUGACAGUUUUGGACUACAUGGUAGCCCAUGGAUCAGAGCGUGUCAUCGAUGAGAUUAGAGAACAUGCAUAUCAGAUAUCGACACUAUCCGAUUUUCAAUACAUCGAUUCAAGUGGGAGGGAUCAGGGAAACAAUGUCAGGAAGAAAUCUCAGAAUAUUGUGGUGCUUGUAAAUGACAAAGAAAGGAUACAAGAAGUUCGUCAAAAAGCUGCUGCUAACAGGGACAAGUACCGCAAUACAUCAAUGGGUAGCCAGCCUGGUUCUUAUUCAAGCUCAGUAGGCUAUGGUGACAGAUAUGAUUAUGAAGGCCGGUAUGGAAGCAAAAAUGAUGACUACAAUGGCUAUGAGAGAGAAAGAGAAUUAAGCUACAGAAAUGAUGACGAUUAUCAGUAUGGUUCGAGUAGAAGUGCUGAUCGAGAUAGGGACCAUGCAUAUGAAGAUGAUGGCCAAUAUUCUUCCAGGGGCAGGAGUGUUGACCAUAAAUAUUCUGAACAAAACCUUGGUGAUCCUCCACGUUAUGAGGAGGAGACCGCUGGUAAUGUAAGCAGUCCCUUACACGGUGAAAGGGAUAGAGAAACAUCACUAGCAUCUGCUCCUAAAGCAUCCUCUCCUCCUGCAAGUGCUAAUCCAAGCCAUGUGACAAGUGCAGCUGCUCGACCCCCAGUGCUUGCUCCACCACCUGCUCCAGCUCCAGCUAAUGAAAAUGGUUUUGAUGAAUUUGAUCCGCGUGGUUCAUUUUCAGCUGUUCCUUCUAAAUCAAAUGAUUCUCCAUCUGCUUCUGGUGGCGUGGAAAUGAAUAUACAUGGUUCUUUGUCUGAGUCAUUUUCUUCGAACGCAUUAGCUCUCAAGCCUGCCGCAUCGUCAACCAGAAACUCUGAGGCUAAUACCUCAGGAAACUCCAGUGGUGCACCAGCACCUGCUGGUACAUUGUUAGCAUCAACUAUUUCUAAUCAGCCAUUUGAUGAUCCAUUUGGAGAUGGCCCUUUUAAAGCAUUUCCUUCUCAAGAUAGUUUACCAGCCCAACAACAGCUAAUAACCUCUGCAAAUUCCUUCAAUUCAAGCUCUAAUCAAAGUUCUGAUCUGCCACAGCCAGUUUCUCGAAAAGAAACAACUGAGUUUGGAGGUACUUUUCCUGGUACAACAUACAUGCCAUCAGAUCCUUCCGGUAUGCAACUUCCUGCAAUUCCACAAUCUUCACAACAAGAGGUGUCCACCAUUGAUAUAUUAGCAGAUAUUUUCCCACAAUCCGAAUCUUCUCCUUUUCUCAAUUCACAAACUAGUAAUCCAGUUCUACCCAGCCAACCUGUCCAGCAUAUAGGGUUUUCACCUCAAUCCUAUCAACCCGCUUUGCAGUCAGGUAUGCUGUACCAAACUGGCAAGACUGCACCCCAAGCUCAAACUAGCCAGCCUGCAGGUAUUCCUGCUCAACAAAGCCAGCCUUCAUCUCAAAUGGGUUUUCCAACUCAUAGCAGUCAACCUGUGUCGCUUGGAGAGUUACCAUCUCAAACAGGUUCUCCACAGGCUGGUUUUCAGGCUCCUAGAGGCCAGCCUGUACCUCUAAAUUCUAAUAUCUAUGGGGGCUAUCACCCACAGUCUAUAUCUACUGGUCCAGCUGCUGUGCAAAUGGUUCCCCAAAUUUCCAGUGGACCUGUUGCACAAAAUAGCUUCAUUUCACAGUCUGGUUCUGCAACUCUGCCAUCUUUAAUGGCUUCUUCUGCAAUAGUUCCUCAACCAUCUAAAGACAAGUUUGAGACAAAAUCCACUGUUUGGGCUGACACAUUGAGCCGUGGACUGGUCAAUUUGAAUAUAUCUGGAUCGAAAACUAAUUCGUUGGCUGACAUUGGAGUCGAUUUUGAUGCCCUAAAUCGCAAGGAGAAGAGGAUGGAAAAACCUGCAACUGCUAUGGCAGUAUCCAAUGUAACCAUGGGUCAAGCUAUGGGAUCUGGUUCUGGAAUUGGCCGUGCUGGUGCUCUCGGGCCUCCAUCAAACCCAAUGAUGGGUUCAGGUAUGGGCAUGGGAGGUUAUGGAGGAGGAAACCAACCUAUGAGUAUUAGGAUGGGGAUGAAUACGCCAGGAAAUAUGGGAAUAGGAAUGAACAUAAGCAUGGGUCGAGGAGUUCAGAUGCAACAGCAGACGGGUUUUCCUCCAGGAUCUACUAUGUCUGGAGGUUAUAAUCCCAUAAUGGGACCCAGUAAUUAUGGUCAACAACCAUAUGGUGGUGGCUAUCGGUGAGUUGAGGAAAUUUAUAUCACUGCAAGUUGAUUGAGAAAGCUGUAAUUGCAAGUUGUGUUAUAGAAAAAUGAGUUGCCCCUGAAAUCGAUAUUAGAUUCAGACCCAAUUUGAUGUUCAGGGGGAUAGACACAUAGCAUGCAUGUGUAUUCAUACAAACAAUUUUUAAAACCUUUUUUUUUUUUUUUUUUUCUGGUGAAAGUGAGUUGUAUAGGUGCCCCCGUUGUUCUUUUAGCCCUACACAGUUGAGGAUGACCUUUCUCAGGUUGCCUCUGAGACAUCCAUGUCUAAAUAUAUAUUUGUGAUUGGCCGGGCCAUUCUUGAAAUA